AUGUGCACUCUGGAGAAACGUGAUGGCCUCUUUAUCCUUACAAUUUCCGGUGAUGAUGAGCACCGGCUUAACCCGAUUCUGAUCGACUCUAUCCAGGCAGCGCUUCACCGGGCUAGGAUUGAAUCCGAGUCUAUGGGACCCACGGCCCUCAUCACUACCGCCCAUGGCAAGUUCUUCUCCAAUGGCUACGACCUCUCAUGGGCCGAAUCAGAUCCAGACCCGAUCCAAGCCCUAGCUCAAACCCGACUUAAGUUGAUGUCCAAGAAGUUCCAGUUUUUAGUCUCCGACCUCAUAUCCCUGCCUAUGCCCACCAUCGCCGCCGUAACCGGCCACGCCUCGGCCGCCGGCUUCGUUCUAGCCCUAAGCCAUGACUACAUGGUGAUGCGCAAGGACCGAGGUUUCCUCUACAUGAGCGAGCUCGACAUCCGGAUGAAAAUACCUUCUUGGUUUGUGCAAAUCGUGAAAAGCAAAAUCGCGUCCCCGAAGGUGUGGAAGGAGGUGAUUUUGAAAUCCACCAAAAUCACUGCUGGUAUGGGGCUUCAGUGGGGAAUCGUGGACUCCGCACAUGAUAGCGUCGAGGAGACGGUGGAGGCUGCGGCAAGGCUGGGGACGGAGCUCGUAAAGAGGAAUUGGGAUGGCAAAGUGUAUGCGGAGAACAGGAAAACAAUUUUUGCUGAUGUGAUGGCAGCAUUAAAACCCGAUGAGACGGUCGGAUUCGGAAGUUAUGGAGAUACUGAUUCUGAUGAUAAUAGUAAGGCUGUUUCAAGACUCUGA
This is a messenger RNA of Fraxinus pennsylvanica, 774 nucleotides long. Lineage: Eukaryota; Viridiplantae; Streptophyta; Magnoliopsida; Lamiales; Oleaceae. The record is from the annotation of a GenBank genome assembly.